AUGACGACGACCACAUCUCAGCUUCGGGAACCAGAGGAUGAAGACGAAACCAACAUCUCCCUCCUCCCGCCAGCGCUGAAAUUCGUCGUCUCCAACUUAAAAUCGCUCGUUCAUGUCCAGCUUGAUGCGGAAAAUUACCAGAUCUGGCGAGCUCAAAUCCUAAAGAUUUUUCAAGCAAAUCGAUUUGACAAGUAUUUGGAUCUUUCGUCAACAUAUAAUAACGCUACUUCUCAGUCUGCAGAAUCGCAAUCCUCUGUUCCGACGGCUACCCAUUUCAACUUUAUCGAUCGAAAUCUUUCGACAGCCCUCUGUGCCACUAUAACCCCAUCGAUUCUUCCUUAUGUUGUUCAUCUUCAAUCCACUGCACAGAUUUGGCACACUCUCGAAACAAGAUUUCAAUCGUCUAACAGAUCUAAAGUGAUCCAGCUCAAGAACUCGCUUCACAAUAUUUCUCUCCGAAAUCAAUCUAUCUCUCAAUAUCUUACAGAGAUUAAAUCACUUGUGGAUCAAAUCGCCUCGUCUGGCUCCACUGUUGAUACUGAGGAUGUUAUCUUAUACAUUCUUAAUGGUCUUCCGGCGACUUAUCAAUCUUUCAAAACUGCCAUUCGCACGAUGUUGACUCCCAUAUCGCUAGAUCAACUCUAUGCUCUGUUGCUCAGCGAAGAAGUUAACAUUGCUGCUGAUCUUCUUCGCCAACCGUCAGAUCCUACCACUGCUCUGUUCACCUCUCGUGGUCGUGGUCGUCGUUCCCGCUGA
Dendrobium catenatum is the source of this 756-nucleotide messenger RNA. RefSeq lists its product as uncharacterized. The transcript has a single exon. Lineage: Eukaryota; Viridiplantae; Streptophyta; Magnoliopsida; Asparagales; Orchidaceae. Bases 1 to 756 code for a protein of 251 amino acids. The record is from RefSeq and is a predicted model, not a curated record.